Plasmodium relictum is the source of this 1710-nucleotide messenger RNA. Its product is annotated as conserved Plasmodium protein, unknown function. Bases 1 to 1710 code for a protein of 569 amino acids. Lineage: Eukaryota; Apicomplexa; Aconoidasida; Haemosporida; Plasmodiidae. The record is from RefSeq and is a predicted model, not a curated record. The transcript is spliced from 17 exons.
AUGAAAAAUAAUAAAAUAGAAAAUUAUGGUUCAUUUUCAAAACACAGCAAUGAAGGUGAUGAAAUGAAUUAUAAUACACAUAAUAAUAAAAAGGAAAUCAUAAAGAAUUAUCUAAACAUUGCUGAAGAAGAUAUGAAAGAAGAAAUAAAAAAAUUUUCAGAUAAUAAAUUAAAAAGUAAUCUUUCUUAUAAUCAAUUUGAAGAAAGUAGUUUCAUAGACAGUGAAGAAAAUAUUAUGUUAACAGAUAGAGAAAUAAAAAAUUCAGAUGAUGAAAAGCAUUUAUUAAAUAAAAAAAAUAUUAAUAGUUCCUUUUCAAAUAGUGACACUGAUAUUAUUAGUGAUACUAAUAAUAAUUCGAAUUAUGCUUCAUUAAAAGAGCAGCUUAAUUCUAUUGAAUACAAAAAAAAACAUAAUCAAGAGAAAGAAGUACUUGAAGAGGGAGAAAUAGAACAUAACGAAGAAGUUAUAAGUGAACAACUAGAUGAAGAAGAAGUUAUAAAAAUAGAUACCCUCUUAGCAUCGAAUAAAUCAAGUGAAUUAAUUUCCAUUAAUGUAGAAGAAAAAAAAUGUUAUGAAGAUCAAUUAGGAACAAAUAAAGAAAAAAAUAAAAUUUUUGAGAUGGAGAUCGAAGAUAUAAACGAAUGGAAAACUAAAUAUAUACAUUUAACAUCAUCGUUUCGUAAAUUAGACAAAGAAAUUAGUAAAAUUGUAAAUAAUGAACAUAUUAAUCUGUUAACUAGGAGAAGUAUUAAACAACACAAAGAUUUUUUAGAUAACGAAUAUAAAGAAUGGUUAUUUAUAUCACAAAAAACAAUAUCUGAAUUUAAAAAAAACAUAAGUGCACAAGUAUCUGAAUUAAAUGAAAAAGAAUAUUUAAUACUAUCAAAAAAUAUUUAUGAUGAUUUUAAGGAAAAAAAUAUAGAAGAGAUUAAUAUAAAUUUUAUAUUAUACUUAUUUAUUAUAAAACACGAAAUAACAAUUGAUGAUGGUCUAAUGAAAUAUUUAGAGGAUUGUUAUUUAUCUACUAAUAUAGAUAAAGCUUUGCAUAAUACAAUACAGAAAUUAAUUGAAACGAAAAAUAAUAUUAAGAAUAUAGGAGGAAAAACAGGAAAAUGGAAUGGUGAUGAGAAUAAUUAUUUUAUAAAAGUAUAUGAAAGUAAUAGAAAUGUUGGAGAUGAAGUAAUUAUUAAAAUUUUAAAAAAUGGUAUAAAUAGAAGUGAGGAAGAAAUAAGUGAGCAUAUUUCGUGGUACCAUAAAUUUGUGAAAUAUAAUAAUUUAAAGAAUAAAUAUAUUAAUAAUAUUAGCAUCAUUAAUUUAAAUGACAAAAAGAAAAAUAAUUUUAAAGAUGCGGAAAAAAAAUCUAUGAUAAAGAAAUGGAAAGAAAAGAAAAAACAAGAGUCAGAGAUAAAGAAAGAGCAAGAACAAAUAAAAAAAGAAGAAAUGAAAAUGAUACAAGAACACUUAAACUCAAAAAAGGAGGAAAUGAAAAAAAAUAAAUUAGAAAAACCCCAAAAGAGUAUCCUUUCGGAAGAAAUGUUGCAAAGAAUAAAUGAGAGGAAUGAAAGAAUUUUAAAAAAAAAAGUUCAAACAAAUUUAAAUGUUAAUGAAGAAAAUGAUGAAAAGGAUAAAAAAGUAAAGCAAAAAUAUAUGCACAUUCAAAGUAAAUUAUUAAGCAACACUGGUAAUAUUUUACUCAUUAAAAAAAUUUAA